Hirsutella rhossiliensis is the source of this 684-nucleotide messenger RNA. Its product is annotated as preprotein translocase subunit sec66 domain-containing protein. Gene Ontology annotation, cellular component: Sec62/Sec63 complex. The transcript is spliced from 3 exons. Lineage: Eukaryota; Fungi; Ascomycota; Sordariomycetes; Hypocreales; Ophiocordycipitaceae. Gene Ontology annotation, biological process: post-translational protein targeting to membrane, translocation. Bases 1 to 684 code for a protein of 227 amino acids. The record is from RefSeq and is a predicted model, not a curated record.
AUGUUCGGGGUCGAUUGGAUGGGUCUGGCCCUUCCGCUGGCCUACCUGCUCGUCCUCAGCGGCGCCCUCAUGUCCUUUUCCACAAUCUACCGCAAGCGGAAAGCCGCCGAAAGCGCAAACCUCGCCCCUUGGUUCGGCCCCAACCUCCAGCGCAACGUCUACCUGUCGCUGCUGCACCUGGGCCCCGAGGACGGCGGCGGCGACAAGCCGUCGCCCCGCGUCCCCGACAGCGUCCUGCGCGCCGCCCUGCUGCGCCGCGCCGUCCAGGACAUUGAGCGCCUCAUCCAGAUCAAGUCGGCCAAGCAGGCCUGCAGCACCCUGCUGCUGCGCGGCAGCGUCGGCGACGACCUGUGGCAGCGCUUCCAGCGCGCCGAGAAGGAGAUGGAGGAGGAGCUGCGGGAUGUCGUGACCGAGGCCAACGCCCUCGCUCCCAACUGGGGCCCAACCAUCUUCCAAUCCGCCCACGAAAUCGCCGCAAACGCCCGCCUCCGCCAGCGCCUCGACGAGAUCCAGUCGCAGACCGAGUCCGAGAAGCAGUGGUGGGAGAAGCGCCGCGGCCAGAUCCAGAGCGACUUCAUGAAGGAGCUCGACGACUCGGAAAAGAGCUCCACAAAGGCAACGAGCGAGGACGACGGCGUCCUCAUCGACACCCCUGGCAGAAGCGGCAAGAAGGGCAAGAAAUAA